UUUUGGGAAGCGCGCUACAGAAACCGCCACACAGCAAAUCGUUACUUCUCCAUCUCCAUGUUUGAGUUGGGGAUUUUUCGCGAUCAACUUCGAUUCUUCUCCGGUUCCCACUUUCUUUCCUGUUCUGUCGAGAAAUGGAACAAGCGCGAAGUAUGGUGGUGUCGAAAAGAGUUUGGGAAUCCGUAAAGAUGUAUACAGUUCAGUGCGCCAAAUGUUCGAAAUGGAGGCUCAUACCAACAAAAGAAAUGUACGAGGACAUACGAGAAAUGAUUGCAGAACAGCCAUUUAUAUGUGAAACAGCUCGCAAGUGGCGGCCUAAUGUAUCGUGUGAGCACGAAUCUGAUGUGAACCAAGAUAGCAACAUGUGUUGGGCUAUGGACAGACCAAGCAUUCCCCGAACACCUUCUGGCUGGCAACGAAUUAUCCGUGUCAGGGCUGAAGGAGGAACAAAGUUCGCUGAUAUCUAUUAUGUGACACCUGCUAACAAGAGGUUGCGUUCGAGGGUUGAACUCGACAGGUACAUUGCAGAGCAUCCACACGAAGGUAUCAGCGCAUCUCAGUUUUCGUUUCAGCCUCCAAUACCAUUGAGCGGGAACUAUGGUGCUAGGCGUCGCGCCCAUUCACCGUCUUCAAAUGAGAAUGCCGCUCGACUGGAAGUUCAGCCUAUUUCAAACAUUAAUACUUCGAACAAUCAGAUGAACACACGAUGCGGCAACCCUGCAGCCGGCAAGACCAUGUAGAGCGAUGCUUGAGGUGGAAGUCGAGGUACUUAUAAUACUUUGUUAUUUUGUGUUUUCUUGGGUUUGGCAGUCGAAUGGAGGUUGUUCUUGAGAGUGUUCUUGAUCAUACACUAGAAUCUUGUUUUGAAUGAACUAUUUUGUUUGUUUGUGUAUGUGUGUAUAUUUUAUAACGUGGGAAUUCGUAGAAAAUCUCUUAUGAUAAGGU
Molecule: messenger RNA, 945 nt
Organism: Andrographis paniculata
Lineage: Eukaryota; Viridiplantae; Streptophyta; Magnoliopsida; Lamiales; Acanthaceae
Product: methyl-CpG-binding domain-containing protein 2-like
Exons: 5
Coding region: 135-740 (201 amino acids)
Molecular function (GO): zinc ion binding; DNA binding
Source: RefSeq, a predicted model, not a curated record